AUGCCAUCGCUCUGCGCCUCCCCCGCCCCCCCGAAACACAGGGAACCCUCAGAAGCUCCUUACCCUUGUGCCCCGAAACAAACAUGGCUCUACGCCUCGCCGAACGCUAUUGUACACCCCCCCGCCCCGGCCCCGAAACGCAUCGCCUUGAGCCCAGCGACGCUCCCACCGCCCUGCGCCGGCGGGCUGCGCAUCGCCCCGCGCCAGCGGCAGCGCUCGGCGCCACGAGAAACACGGGCCAAGGCGGAUAUAGAGUUUCCAGCAGCAAAGCACAAAUUGCUCCGCAAAGGUAACUACGCGGGGCGGGUGGGGGCUGGAGCGCCCGUGUACCUGGCGGCCGUGCUGGAGUACCUGACGGCCGAGAUCCUGGAGCUGGCGGGCAACGCGGCCCGCGACAACAAGAAGACGCGCAUCAUCCCCCGGCACCUGCAGCUGGCCAUCCGCAACGACGAGGAGCUCAACAAGCUGCUGGGCAAGGUGACGAUCGCGCAGGGCGGGGUGCUGCCCAACAUCCAGGCCGUCCUGCUGCCCAAGAAGACCGACAGCCACAAGGCUAAAGCCAAGUGAGCUCGUCUAAGACUGAUUAGGAAACAAAACGGACAAAAAAGGCUCUUUUCAGAGCCACCCACAACGGUCAUGAAGGGUUGAGUCACUCUUUGCAAGUUCCAUUUCUUGUGGUGAAUGCUGGCAGAAACACGUAAGCAGCUUUUUCUUGGAAUGCUUGCUUUAACU
Egretta garzetta (little egret) is the source of this 732-nucleotide messenger RNA. RefSeq names its product histone H2A-IV. The record is from RefSeq and is a predicted model, not a curated record. NCBI's taxonomy places the organism in Eukaryota, Metazoa, Chordata, Aves, Pelecaniformes, Ardeidae. The transcript has 3 exons. The coding region runs from base 1 to 567 and encodes 188 amino acids. Gene Ontology annotation, molecular function: DNA binding; protein heterodimerization activity; structural constituent of chromatin. Gene Ontology annotation, cellular component: nucleosome.